Lacerta agilis (Sand lizard) is the source of this 1404-nucleotide messenger RNA. Its product is annotated as nuclear factor 7, brain-like. The transcript has 5 exons. The record is from RefSeq and is a predicted model, not a curated record. Bases 236 to 1207 code for a protein of 323 amino acids. NCBI's taxonomy places the organism in Eukaryota, Metazoa, Chordata, Lepidosauria, Squamata, Lacertidae. Gene Ontology annotation, molecular function: zinc ion binding.
AGAGCACAAGCAGUCUCUGCUCCUGCUUCAUCUGGUCGCUCCACGUGCGCGCUGGCUCCGAAAAGGCAGCGCUCUUGGCGACUAGCGUCCCCAUGCGUUUUUGCGCUUCCCCCACAACGGAAGCGCUUGGAAGAAAGGCGCUGUGCGGGUGGGCACGCCUCUUCCUCCCGCUUGAAAGGGCGAGGCGGGGUCGCGGCCGGUCCCCGUCCAGCAGCUGCCCCCGGCGUCGGGGACCAUGGCGUCCAGCCUGGCCGAGGACCUGCUGUGCCCGAUCUGCCUCUCCAUCUUCCAGGAGCCCCACCUGCUGGGCUGCGGCCACAACUUCUGCCUGCCGUGCAUCAAAAGCUGCGUCCCCGCCGGCCAGGACGCGGGGAGCUGCCCGGAGUGCCGCCGCCCCUUCGGGCUGCAGGAGCUGGUGUCCAACCGAGCGCUGGGCAACGUGGCCCAGAAAGUCCGCCUCAUGAAGCUGGACGGAGAGCCGCUGCCGGCAGCCGCCCGCGACUUCUGCGAGGAGCACGAGGAGCCGCUCAAGCUCUUCUGCCUCCAGGAUCGCGUCCUCAUCUGCGUGAUCUGCCGGGAUCUGCCCUGCCACCGGGGCCACAAGUUCCUGCCGAUCAAAAAUGCUGUGAAAUACGCGCAGUGUAAACUGAAGCCAAUUCUUAGAAACCUGGAGAAUUUACUAAAGACCAAUGGUGACGCCGAAUCUUAUCAGCUAGACGAAAUGUCAGACAUGGAGCAUUUCACUAAAUGCACCUUGAGUCACAUUUCCAGAGAGUUUGAGGCUCUCCACCAGAUCUUGCAUGAGAAGGAAGACAAUUUUAAGAAGAGAGUCCAGAAGAUAAGCGAGAGGAACCUGCAGGAUAUGCAAAAUAACAUAACAUACCUGAAAGACGAAGCAUCUUCAUAUACAGAGAUGAUUGCCAGCAUUAAAGCAGCAUUAGAAACCACAGACCAUGUGGCCUUCCUGAAGGGCUUCAAGCAAGUGAUGGAAGAAAAUGCGGAGGACGAGGGAGACAAUGGCGAAGAAGAGGCUGGAAUCGAGGAAGAGUGUAACAACGAUGAAUGCGAGGACAAUGACCUGGAAGAUAAUUCGGAUUUAUCCUUUGCCAUUGCGACGUCAGAGGCUGCAGCCCUCGAGGAAUUCGAGGCCUCGCUGGAUUUUGAUGCGUGGAAGAAAACUUUGCAAUCUAUUGAGCCCAGAGAGUGAUCCCACCUGCCUUGCAGAAGUGAGCCAUUGGGGGGGGGGGAGCUCCUGGUCCGGUCUUUACAGGCAAAAUGGCCUCCUGACUUUUAUACAUAGAUGGCCUUGUGCGGUUAUCUGCUUGGCUGCAAGUGAUUGCCUGCAACUGAACUAUAGUACUGACAGUGCUCUGGUUUGUUUAUUUAUUCUCUCCCCAACCACCA